AUGCACGGACACAGCCGAAACGGGCAGGCCCACGUGCCCCGGCGGAAACGCCGCAACCGCUUCGUCAAGAAGAACGGCCAGUGCAACGUCUACUUUGCCAACCUGAGCAACAAGUCCCAGCGUUACAUGGCGGACAUCUUCACCACCUGUGUGGACACACGCUGGCGCUACAUGCUCAUGAUCUUUUCUGCGGCCUUCCUCGUCUCCUGGCUCUUUUUUGGCCUCCUUUUCUGGUGCAUUGCCUUCUUCCACGGUGACCUGGAGGCCAGCCCCUCGGUGCCUGCUGCAGGAGGCCCGGGGGGCAAUGGUGGGGCAGCCCCGACGGCCCCCAAACCCUGCAUCAUGCAUGUAAACGGCUUUUUGGGAGCCUUCCUGUUCUCAGUGGAGACACAGACAACCAUCGGCUAUGGGUUCCGGUGUGUGACAGAGGAAUGCCCGUUGGCCGUCAUUGCGGUGGUGGUCCAGUCCAUCGUGGGCUGUGUCAUCGACUCCUUCAUGAUUGGCACUAUCAUGGCCAAGAUGGCACGGCCCAAGAAGAGGGCCCAGACGCUGCUGUUCAGCCACCAUGCGGUCAUCUCAGUGCGUGAUGGCAAGCUCUGCCUGAUGUGGCGUGUGGGCAACCUGCGCAAGAGCCACAUUGUGGAGGCCCAUGUCCGAGCUCAGCUCAUCAAGCCCUACAUGACCCAAGAGGGCGAGUACCUGCCGCUGGACCAGCGGGACCUCAACGUGGGCUAUGACAUCGGCCUGGACCGCAUCUUCUUGGUGUCACCCAUCAUCAUCGUGCAUGAGAUUGAUGAGGACAGUCCACUCUACGGCAUGGGCAAGGAGGAACUGGAGUCGGAGGACUUCGAGAUCGUGGUUAUCCUGGAGGGCAUGGUGGAGGCCACAGCUAUGACCACGCAGGCCCGCAGUUCCUACCUGGCCAGUGAGAUCCUGUGGGGUCACCGGUUCGAGCCCGUGGUCUUUGAGGAGAAGAGUCACUACAAGGUGGACUACUCACGAUUCCACAAGACCUACGAGGUGGCUGGCACGCCCUGCUGCUCUGCCCGCGAGCUGCAGGAGAGCAAGAUUACGGUGCUGCCCGCCCCACCGCCCCCUCCCAGUGCCUUCUGCUAUGAAAACGAGCUGGCCCUCAUGAGCCAAGAGGAAGAGGAGAUGGAAGAGGAAGCUGCUGCUGCAGCCGCCGUGGCUGCAGGCCUGGGCCUGGAGGCGGGUUCCAAAGAGGAGGCAGGUAUCAUUCGGAUGCUUGAGUUUGGUAGCCAUCUGGAUCUGGAGCGCAUGCAAGCCACCCUCCCGCUGGACAAUAUUUCAUACCGCAGGGAGUCUGCCAUCUGA
This is a messenger RNA of Arvicola amphibius (Eurasian water vole), 1335 nucleotides long. RefSeq names its product potassium inwardly rectifying channel subfamily J member 4 (gene Kcnj4). The coding region runs from base 1 to 1335 and encodes 444 amino acids. The transcript has a single exon. Lineage: Eukaryota; Metazoa; Chordata; Mammalia; Rodentia; Cricetidae. Gene Ontology annotation, cellular component: plasma membrane. The record is from RefSeq and is a predicted model, not a curated record. Gene Ontology annotation, biological process: regulation of monoatomic ion transmembrane transport; potassium ion import across plasma membrane. Gene Ontology annotation, molecular function: inward rectifier potassium channel activity.